GAGCCUGAUUCUUCCAAGAGAAUCCUUCCAGAGAAAGAGCAGGAGCAGAUUGAGUUAUCAGAGAUGCCAUGCCAGACUCAGGGAGAGCUGAGAGCCCGAGAGCAGGAAGAGCAGCUCAGGCAGCAGGUGGAAGAGCCACAGGAGAAUGGCCAGAACUUGAAGGAACAGCUGGACACAGACUUUCAGAAAGCUCACGCUAAGAUCAUGGCAAGGGAGAAGAGGCAGGAGGAAGAAAUGAAAAUCAUCAGAGAAAAACUUAAUCCCCUCCCUCAGGCUCUACAAAAGCAAGUGCAAGUGUUGACAUCUCACCGGGCAGCCGGCAAAGACUUCCGGCAAAUGAGUGGCAAUGAAGAGCCCCGAGGCGAGCGUGAGGCACAGGAACUGUCCCCACCAAAGGUGCUACAGAUCUACAAGGGCUUUGUCACCAAACCUGCUGCAGCAGCAGCAUGGUCUAAAGGAGCCUUUGCUCUCCACCCUGAGAAGCGGAGCCGGGGCGGUUUGUUCAUCUCCAGUGCUGACCCAGCUGCUGCUCAGCAACAGGAGAUCAAGGAUGACUCCCUGGAGCUACGGAGGAAAAUAGUGAACAUGGAAAAUCCUGUGAUGAAAUACACGGAACUGGAACAUAUUGGCAGAGGGACUUUUGGAGAUGUUUGCAUAGCACUUGACAAUGCCACAGGAGAACAGGUGGCCAUAAAGAAAAUAAAUCUCCAAGAACUGAGGAAGAAGGAACUAAAAGUCAAUGAACUCACGGUCAUGAAGCCAAAUAAGAAUCCCAACCUGGUCAACUAUUUAGACAGCUACCGUGUGGAUGGGCAGCUCUGGCUGGUCAUGGAGUACAUGGACGGAGGCACUCUGAGCGAUGUCAUCAGCGAGACCUACCUGUCUGAAGACGAGAUGGCAGCCAUCAGUCGGGAGUGCCUGCAAGGCCUGGAUUUUCUUCACUCGAACCAUGUGAUCCACCGAGAUGUGAAGAGCAGCAACAUCCUUCUCAGAACCGACGGCUCUGUCAAGCUGGCUGACUCUGGCCUCUUUGUUCAGCUCACCCCUGAGCAGAGUCAACGGAGCUCAGUGGCCAGCACUUCUGGGUGGAUGGCGCCUGAAGUGGUGACAGGUCAACCAUGUGGCCCCAAAGUGGACAUAUGGUCUCUUGGAAUCGUGGGCAUCGAAAUGGCGGAAGGAGAAGUUCCUUACUGGAAUGAAACUCCUGUUUCGCACAUCAGCAUCUGCUGUCGAUUUGGUUGCAUCAGAAGGGAAGAGGAAGGUAACCAGUUCAGAAACCUAACCAGUUCAGAAACCUGCCAUUUUGGCCUCCAGCCAUGCCUGACAUUUUUCACUUGCUUUUUGAACAAUGUUGGAGCUCUGUCUCUGAACCUCAACUCCUGA
Molecule: messenger RNA, 1383 nt
Organism: Vidua macroura (Pin-tailed whydah)
Lineage: Eukaryota; Metazoa; Chordata; Aves; Passeriformes; Viduidae
Product: serine/threonine-protein kinase PAK 3-like
Exons: 13
Coding region: 64-1383 (439 amino acids)
Biological process (GO): intracellular signal transduction; protein phosphorylation; regulation of MAPK cascade
Cellular component (GO): cytoplasm
Molecular function (GO): protein serine/threonine kinase activity; ATP binding
Source: RefSeq, a predicted model, not a curated record